AUGGCUGGACCUUCAGACACCAAAGAGAGGCAUGAUGAGAUCAAAAGGGAAAACCGAGUUCAAGCCUCAACCAGCCCUCAGAUGCAACAGUGGGUAUCCCAAUCUGGUAAAGAUGAUCCAUGGACACCUCUUCGUCACGUUGCUUCUACCGCUCGGCAUGUUGUUUCCGACCCUACGAUCGAAGAUAAACCCAGAGAUACUUUGGAAAGCUGUGCUACCCAAAGAUCUACCCAGGGAAUCGCAAACAUCUAA
Molecule: messenger RNA, 252 nt
Organism: Trichoderma asperellum CBS 433.97
Lineage: Eukaryota; Fungi; Ascomycota; Sordariomycetes; Hypocreales; Hypocreaceae
Source: RefSeq, a predicted model, not a curated record